AAAGAGAAGAAAAGACGGGUCCACGGCUCUCCAAUCUGCCUCCAGCCCUAAAUCCUUAUUUUCACAAUUCGCCUUCACUCAUCACUCUUCAGUCUUCCCUAAUCCCUAGUUCCCUUCAGCUUGACGCCUUCACAGAACAGAGACAGUCUACGGCGGCGACCCAUCUACGGAAACGUCGGCAAGUGAGUCGUCAUCUCCGUCCUCCGUCAACCCAUUCUCGACGCAAGCCCAUCGUCUGUCCUCGUCUCUUACUCUCCUAGUCGCAAACAGCACAGACCUCGUCUCCUACCCUCCUCGUCUGUCCUCGUCGCACUCCAGUCGGUCGCCAGCAAAGCCACCGCCCACCUGGGUGAGACAGGUUAAAUAUGUUUUGACGGUGUAAGCCAAAGAUGUGGUAUUUUGCCAAUUUGCCCUAGUGGCAAAAGUUUUGAUGCGCAAAAAUUAAAUAAAAAGGCGCACACAAAAAUUCUCAGAGCUUAUAUUAGGGUUUAAAGCAUCGCUUCAUUCUACUAGUCACAUUUAGCUGAAAACGAAAAUAGGCAAUUUCUAUGCACGCUUGCAGUAAGUUUUGUUUCGUACAUUUGAUUCUGUGCAUAGACAGAUGCAAUUAACAGCAAAUUCUAUAACCGACCCAAUGGAGACGAGUUUGGACUCGCUAGCUGCGGGUGAGUCGGAACAGAUAUCAGGAACGUCGUUAUUUCACCGGAGAAUUGAGUUCCAUUUGGCCCGGAAACCAUUCAAUGGAUUUGGGAAUGGCAGUGGAGGGUUUCGGCUGGAGACGCUGAACCCUAGUUCGAAUUCAGCUUCGGUGCCCGGCAAAGCUCCUGGCCCGGGCAACCCUCCCUCAAAUAAGGGCAGCGGCAACGAUGGGCUAGACUUUGAUCCAGAGCUCAGCCUCAACAUGACAUUCAGGAAAAUUAUGAGAAUUGGUGCUGGCUUAGAAAAUCUUGGAAAUACUUGCUUUCUCAAUGCAGUCUUACAGUGUUUGACAUACACUGAACCUCUAGCAGCGUAUUUGGAAAGUGGGAAGCAUCAACAUUCUUGUCGUAAAGCUGGGUUUUGUGCUUUAUGUGCCAUCCAGAGGCAUGUGAGUCGUGCUCUUCAGGCACCAGGGAGAAUUCUUGCGCCAAAAGAUCUUGUGUCCAACUUGCGCUGCAUAUCUCGGAAUUUCCGCAAUGCUAGACAGGAAGAUGCACAUGAGUAUAUGGUGAAUUUGCUAGAAUCAAUGCAUAAAUGCUGCUUACCUUUAGGAGUUCCCAGUGAGUCUCCUGGUGCUUAUGAGAAAAGCUUGGUCCAUAGAAUAUUUGGUGGCCGUCUUCGCAGUCGGGUAAAGUGCAUGCAGUGUUCCUACUGCUCUGACAAGUAUGAUCCCUUCUUAGAUCUAAGUUUAGAAAUAAUCAAGGCAGAUUCUUUAUACAAGGCAUUGGAACACUUCACUGCCCCAGAGUUGUUGGAUGGAGGUGAAAAGCAGUAUAGCUGUCAACAAUGUAAACAAAAAGUCAGGGCUCGUAAGCAGCUCUCUGUCGACAAGGCCCCUCAUGUCCUUACCAUUCACUUGAAGCGGUUUGGUUCACACUUACCUGGGCAGAAAAUUGAUAAGAAGAUUCACUAUGGUCCUGUUUUGGAUUUAAACCGUUUUAUGAGUAGCCCCCAUACUAGUGAUUUGAAAUAUACACUUUAUGGUGUACUAGUUCAUGCUGGCUGGUCCACCCAUUCUGGCCAUUAUUACUGCUUUGUUCGCACUUCUAGUGGGAUGUGGUAUUCCCUUGAUGAUAAUCAGGUCUUCCAGGUGAACGAGAGAAAGGUCUUGGAGCAAAAGGCGUACAUGCUUUUCUAUGUUCGAGAUAGGAAAAGUACUUUGCCGAAGAGGCAUGUUGAUGUUGCACAUAAAGACAGCAGUUUAAUAAAUGGUGUAGGAAUUAAAGAGCAUAAAUGUGGUUCAACAAAGGAAGCUUCAAUAACUGUUGGAAUAUGUUCGCCUCUAACUGCUACAUUGGGUAAUGUCUCAGAUGGAACUCAUAAUAUUUGCAGAGUCCCAACUGCAAUGACGAGGCCUAUUGGUUGUGAUACAGAUGUUAGGAUGAAAGAUGUAAAUGCCACAAUGCCUGUACUUUCUAAGUGGAAUAGUAUCGUGGAUAAAGAUUCAAGUGGCUCUAUUGUACUGCCAUUAAGCUGCAAUGAGGAUGCAAUCAAUGAAAAGGAUUCAAGUGACAACUCCAGUCACAAACCAAACGAUGACAGUAUACUUAAAAAAUCUUUAGCUAGGUGUAGCAAGGGACAAAGUAUUUCUGGAAAGGUAUUGGAACUUAGUGAGCAAAAACUGAAAGAGGCAGGCCAAUUAAAGUCCAAUCAGGAAUGCGGUGAUGAUACUAAGAUUCACGGUUUCUCCAAGGGAAAUGGCAAUGAGACAGCUGGUUAUGUUACAAGCGAGAUUGGAUCUGAUAUAUUAGUUACACUAUCAGACCCUUCGAGGAGGACAAGCAAGACCAUACCACUGAAAGCCAAUGGGAAGACCAACCUGAAAGUUAGAAAGAAGCCUUACAAGUCACAUAUCACCAGCAUGCAUCUUAGUUCCCUCAUCUUUGGUACUGCAUUAUAUGUGAGAAGGAAGAGAAAACAAAAACUUAGAAAACAUUGCAUUUCAGACAUCAAUAAUAGGAGUUUGGAGUACUUGAAUGGGGAACAUGCCCUGCCAAGCAGCCUUGGUCCUACUUCUGAGCAAGCAAAGGUUUUGACUACCAAACUUUCGCCCCAUAAGAAGAGAUUGACAUGUGUCUCUGAUGUAGAGGUCUACAAUUCAGGUGUAAAAGGUCAACUGGAUACUGGACACUUGCAAGGUAGAAUGGUUAAUGAAGUACCUAAAGAGAGAGCAGGGAAUGUUGAAACUGUAGUGAUGACUGAUAAGCAGCUUGCAAAAAUUACUAGCUCCACCUCAUUAGGGAAUAAAUUUGAUGUUGGAGAAACUAUUGGUCUCAAAGAUCUAAAGCAGAGUGGUCUGAUGAACAUGCUCACCAGAGGAUUAGAGGAGACAACAGUCGUAAGUUGGGAUUGCAAACAAAUUUCUCCUUUGGACGACGUUACUGAAUCAGGAAAUGAGUGUGUCAAAAUUGGCUACAUUGGGGAUGAAUGGGAUGAGCAUUAUGAUCAGGGUAAGAGGAAGAGGGUAAGGAGUUCCAAACUCAACUUUGGUGGCCCAAAUCCAUUCCAAGAAAUUGCAAGCAAAAAGGCAAAGCUGAAGAGAGCAAAGCUGGCCAAUCAACCGAUUAGUAUAUGACUGAGUUUAAAAGUGUGUCUAGACAUUCAUGGAGGCAACAUAUUCUGGAGGCUUAAGAAUCUAAAGGUGUCCACCCCAGUUUUGUAUGUUGGGGAGUUACACGAAACAUUCAUCAGUGUAGAGUUGGAAAGAUAUAUGAGCAUCUUGUCUGAGGCCAUUUUGCAGGUUCAUCUUUUGAGCUAAUUUUGGUGCUAUUUAGUGAAACCGUUUUUUUUUUUUUUCCCUUCUCUUCCUCCUUUUCAUCACAUAUCCUAGAUUUUUUUUUUUACUCCUCUGACAAUAAAGCAGUGUGGAACUUCUUGAAUUACUGCAAUUGAACAAUUAAAUUGAAAAGGUGUAAUUCUUCUAUUUUACUUCCGUCAAAA
Ipomoea triloba (trilobed morning glory) is the source of this 3639-nucleotide messenger RNA. RefSeq names its product ubiquitin carboxyl-terminal hydrolase 23-like. Gene Ontology annotation, molecular function: cysteine-type endopeptidase activity; cysteine-type deubiquitinase activity. The transcript is spliced from 12 exons. Gene Ontology annotation, cellular component: cytosol; nucleus. Bases 602 to 3274 code for a protein of 890 amino acids. Gene Ontology annotation, biological process: protein deubiquitination. NCBI's taxonomy places the organism in Eukaryota, Viridiplantae, Streptophyta, Magnoliopsida, Solanales, Convolvulaceae. The record is from RefSeq and is a predicted model, not a curated record.